Molecule: messenger RNA, 3573 nt
Organism: Dryobates pubescens (Downy woodpecker)
Lineage: Eukaryota; Metazoa; Chordata; Aves; Piciformes; Picidae
Gene: GRIN1
Product: glutamate ionotropic receptor NMDA type subunit 1
Exons: 21
Coding region: 160-3120 (986 amino acids)
Biological process (GO): ionotropic glutamate receptor signaling pathway; chemical synaptic transmission; monoatomic ion transport
Cellular component (GO): synapse; plasma membrane; neuron projection
Molecular function (GO): NMDA glutamate receptor activity
Source: RefSeq, a predicted model, not a curated record
CGGCGGCGGGCGGAGCGGUUCGGCUGGGUUCGGCUGGGUUCGGCUGGGCUCGGCGCGGAGCGGAGCGGCGUUUCAGCACCACGGAGAGCGCCCCGCGCCGCGCCGGGCCGGGCCCCGCAUGGGGCUGCGCUGAGCGGAGAGCGCUGGGGCCGGCGGCGGAUGCGAACCAUGCGGCUGCUGCUGCUCGCCCUGCUCUUCUCCUCCUCCUUCGCCCGCGCCGGCUGCGACCCCAAGAUCGUCAACAUCGGCGCGGUGCUGAGCACCAAGAAACACGAGCAGAUCUUCCGUGAGGCGGUGAACCAGGCCAACAAGCGGCACGGCACAUGGAAGCUCCAGCUCAACGCCACCUCGGUCACGCACAAGCCCAACGCCAUCCAGAUGGCUCUCUCCGUUUGCGAGGACCUCAUCUCCAGCCAGGUCUAUGCAAUCUUAGUUAGCCACCCUCCUGCUCCCAACGACCACCUCACACCAACUCCUGUGUCAUACACAGCUGGCUUCUACCGGAUCCCUGUCAUUGGUCUGACAACACGCAUGUCUAUAUACUCUGACAAGAGCAUCCAUCUGUCCUUCCUGCGCACGGUGCCCCCCUACUCCCACCAGGCCAACGUCUGGUUCGAGAUGAUGAGAGUCUUCAACUGGAACCACGUCAUCCUGAUCGUCAGCGACGACCACGAGGGUCGUGCUGCACAGAAGAAGCUGGAGACCCUCCUGGAGGAGAAAGAGUCCAAGAGUAAAAAAAGGAACUAUGAAAACCUCGACCAACUUUCCUAUGACAACAAGCGAGGACCCAAGGCUGAGAAAGUUCUGCAGUUUGACCCCGGCACCAAAAACGUGACGUCGCUGCUGCUGGAGGCUAAGGAGCUGGAGGCUCGAGUCAUCAUCCUCUCUGCCAGUGAGGAAGAUGCAGUCGCUGUGUACAAGUCAGCAGCCGUGCUCAACAUGACCGGCUCGGGCUACGUGUGGCUGGUGGGGGAGAGGGAGAUCUCGGGCAGUGCCCUGCGCUACGCCCCUGAUGGAGUGAUCGGUUUGCAGCUCAUCAACGGCAAGAACGAGUCCGCCCACAUCAGCGACGCGGUGGCCAUCGUGGCCCAGGCCGUGCACGACCUCUUUGAGAAGGAGAACAUCACCGACCCCCCGCGGGGCUGCGUGGGCAACACCAACAUCUGGAAAACAGGACCCCUCUUCAAGAGGGUGCUGAUGUCCUCCAAGUACUCCGAGGGUGUCACGGGACGGGUGGAGUUCAACGAGGAUGGGGACAGGAAGUUUGCCAACUACAGCAUCAUGAACCUGCAGAACAGGAAGCUGGUCCAAGUUGGGAUUUACAACGGCAGCCACGUCCUGACCAACGACAGGAAGAUUAUCUGGCCGGGAGGAGAGACGGAGAAGCCUCAAGGCUAUCAGAUGUCAACCAAGCUGAAGAUUGUGACGAUCCACCAGGAGCCCUUUGUGUACGUGAAGCCCACCCAAGCCGACGGGACCUGCAGGGAGGAAUUCACCAUCAAUGGAGACCCUGUGAAAAAGGUGUUCUGCACCGGGCCCAACGAGACCAUCCCAGGCCGUCCCACCGUGGCACUGUGCUGCUAUGGCUUCUGCAUUGACCUGCUGAUCCGGCUGGCAGGGGUGAUGAACUUCACCUACGAGGUUCACCUGGUGGCUGAUGGUAAAUUUGGUACCCAAGAGCGGGUGAACAACAGCAACAAGAAGGAGUGGAACGGGAUGAUGGGUGAGCUGCUGAGCGGCCAGGCCGACAUGAUCGUGGCGCCCCUCACCAUCAACAACGAGCGGGCACAGUACAUUGAGUUCUCCAAGCCCUUCAAGUACCAGGGCCUCACCAUCCUCGUCAAGAAGGAAAUCCCCCGCAGCACCCUGGACUCCUUCAUGCAGCCUUUCCAGAGCACGCUCUGGCUGCUGGUGGGGCUGUCUGUGCACGUGGUGGCAGUGAUGCUGUACCUCCUAGACCGAUUCAGCCCGUUUGGCCGGUUCAAAGUAAACAGUGAGGAGGAGGAGGAAGAUGCCCUGACCCUCUCCUCAGCCAUGUGGUUCUCCUGGGGAGUCCUGCUGAACUCUGGCAUUGGAGAAGGUGCUCCCCGGAGUUUCUCUGCCCGUAUCCUUGGCAUGGUGUGGGCUGGCUUUGCUAUGAUCAUUGUGGCUUCCUACACUGCCAACCUGGCAGCCUUCCUGGUGCUGGACCGGCCCGAGGAGAGGAUCACUGGCAUCAAUGACCCCCGGCUUCGCAACCCCUCUGAUAAGUUCAUCUACGCCACGGUGAAGCAGAGCUCGGUGGACAUCUACUUCCGACGGCAGGUGGAGCUGAGCACCAUGUACCGGCACAUGGAGAAGCACAACUACGAGAGCGCCGCCGAGGCCAUCCAGGCAGUCAGGGACAACAAGCUCCACGCCUUCAUCUGGGACUCGGCGGUGCUGGAGUUCGAAGCCUCCCAGAAGUGCGACCUGGUGACCACGGGGGAGCUGUUCUUCCGCUCCGGCUUCGGCAUCGGCAUGCGCAAGGACAGCCCCUGGAAGCAGAACGUCUCCCUGGCCAUCCUCAAGUCCCACGAGAACGGCUUCAUGGAGGAUUUGGACAAGACUUGGGUGAGGUAUCAGGAGUGUGACUCCCGUAGCAAUGCCCCAGCAACACUCACCUUUGAGAACAUGGCAGGUGUGUUUAUGCUGGUGGCUGGAGGUAUUGUGGCCGGGAUAUUUUUAAUAUUCAUAGAGAUAGCUUACAAAAGGCAUAAGGACGCGCGGAGGAAGCAGAUGCAGCUGGCGUUUGCGGCCGUUAAUGUGUGGAGGAAAAACCUGCAGGAUAGAAAAAGUGGUAGAGCAGAACCUGACCCUAAAAAGAAAGCCACUUUUAGGUCCAUCACCUCCACCCUGGCCUCCAGCUUCAAGAGACGUAGGUCCUCCAAGGAUACGCCCUGCAGAAUGGUCCCUCAGGAGUGCCAGAGAGACAGGCUGGCACCAUGGAGCCAAGACAGCCCUGGGAAGCUACCGCCCCACUCUGAACGUCCUAGCGCCCACCAUCACCCGAGCUGCACAGCCUCUCCGCGGCACAUCAUCCCCACCGCCCCAGGAGGAGAUGCAUGUGUUCCCCAUAGGCAGCUCCUGCAACUCGAGUAGCCCUGGCAGCGCUGGCGCACUCCAUCCAUCGCAGCCACCCACGCUCCUGCAACCCCACAGAAGCCAUGUGAGACGCACAAACCACACAGACACCCUCCGAGCGGCACACUCCCUACAGACACGUCACCAGGUGCACAGGUCCCUUAGCGCCCCCCAGCGCAGAGCCGCUCUGCCAGCCGCGCUGCCAGCCCCGCGGGCGUCCUCCCCUGGCACGGCGCCGCCACGGCACCGCCGAGCCGGGGCCGCCGCUGGCCCUGCAGCCCUGGGGAUGGUGCCAGAGCUGGUGGAGAAGCGAGGGGGGGUUCGUGGAAAAGGUCACCUUUUGAGUGAAGGAUCAGCAGUCCCAAAGCCAAACGCUUCUUGGCUGACCAGCAGCCUAGUUUUGGGCCAGAAAGAAGCAAAAAGUAGGUCAAAGACAACUGAUUUUCUUUCUUUUUUAUUUGUUUACUUUCU